Messenger RNA from Gekko japonicus, 5431 nucleotides. Its product is annotated as hexokinase-2. The coding region runs from base 125 to 2878 and encodes 917 amino acids. Lineage: Eukaryota; Metazoa; Chordata; Lepidosauria; Squamata; Gekkonidae. The record is from RefSeq and is a predicted model, not a curated record. Gene Ontology annotation, cellular component: mitochondrion; cytosol. Gene Ontology annotation, biological process: intracellular glucose homeostasis; glucose 6-phosphate metabolic process; glycolytic process. Gene Ontology annotation, molecular function: glucokinase activity; mannokinase activity; D-glucose binding. The transcript has 18 exons.
GGAGGAUGGGACCGCCAGCCCCGGCCGGCUACUUUGUUCCUGCCCCGCCACGCCGAGGGGGAAGAAGGCAGAGCGCUCGUGGCGCCGCUGGUCCCUGCCCCGCCGCCCGUCCUCGGCAUCGACCAUGAUCGCCUCCCAUUUGCUGGCUUACUUCUUCACCGAGCUGAGCCAUGACCAAGUACAGCGGGUUGACAAAUACCUCUACCAUAUGCGGCUUUCAGAUGAAACUCUCCAGGAUGUCUCAACACGGUUCCGCAAAGAGAUGGAGAAGGGUCUCGGGGUUGACACCAACCCAACAGCCUCUGUGAAAAUGUUGCCAACAUUUGUGAGGUCUACCCCUGAUGGAACAGAAGAAGGCGAUUUCUUGGCUUUGGACCUUGGUGGCACAAAUUUCCGGGUGUUAAGAGUCAAGGUUUCUGAUAAUGGCAGCAAGAAGGUGGAAAUGGAGAACCAAAUAUAUGCUAUUCCAGAGGACCUCAUGCGAGGCAGUGGAGCACAGCUCUUUGACCACAUUGCAGAAUGCCUGGCCAGUUUCAUGGAUCAGCUGCAGAUGAAGGACCAGAAGCUGCCUCUGGGCUUCACCUUCUCCUUCCCUUGCUACCAGACCAAACUGGAUGAGAGCAUCCUUGUGACAUGGACCAAAGGAUUCAAGUCCAGUGGUGUGGAAGGGAGGGAUGUGGUUUCCUUGUUACGGAAAGCCAUCAGAAAACGAGGGGACUUUGACAUAGAUAUCGUCGCUGUGGUGAAUGACACUGUUGGGACAAUGAUGACCUGUGGCUAUGAUGAUCACAACUGUGAAGUUGGACUUAUUGUUGGCACUGGAUCCAAUGCCUGCUACAUGGAGGAGAUGCGCCAUAUUGACUUGGUGGAGGGAGAUGAAGGGCGCAUGUGCAUCAAUAUGGAAUGGGGAGCCUUUGGGGAUGAUGGGAUCCUCAACGACAUCAGGACUCAGUUUGACCGGGAUAUUGACAUGGGCUCACUGAAUCCGGGCAAGCAACUGUUUGAGAAGAUGAUUAGCGGUAUGUACAUGGGUGAGCUGGUCAGGCUUAUCCUGGUGAAGAUGGCCAAGGAACAUCUCCUCUUUGGUGGGAUGCUCUCAUCAGACUUGUUGACAACAGGACACUUGGAGACCCGAUAUGUCUCUGCUAUUGAGAAGGAAAAAGACGGCCUACUAAAAGCCCACGAAAUCUUGACAAAGCUGGGCCUGGACCCAUCCCAUGAAGACUGUGUUGCCACCCAGCGCAUCUGUGAAAUUGUCUCCACUCGCUCAGCAAACCUCUGUGGUGCUGCCCUGGCUGCUGUGCUUCGGCGCAUCAAAGAGAACAAGGGAGUUGACAGGCUGCGUUCCACUGUUGCAGUGGAUGGAACUGUGUAUAAGAAACACCCACAUUUUGCCCGCCGACUUCACAAGGCUGUGCGACGUCUUUUGCCCGACUGCGACAUCCGGUUUGUCCGCUCAGAGGAUGGGAGUGGCAAAGGAGCUGCCAUGGUCACUGCUGUGGCCUACCGGCUGGCAGCCCAACACAAGGCCCGGCAGGAGAUCUUGGAGCCCCUGCGGCUCAGCCACGAGCAGCUAUUGGAGGUGAAGGAGAGGAUGAAACAGGAGAUGGAGCGGGGCCUGGCCAAAGAGACCCAUGAUGAGGCCACCCUGAAGAUGCUGCCCACUUACGUGUGUGCUACCCCAGACGGAACAGAAAAAGGAGACUUCCUGGCCUUGGAUCUUGGAGGCACAAACUUCCGUGUGUUGCUUGUGCGGAUUCGAAAUGGGAUGAGGCGCAGUGUGGAGAUGCACCACAAGAUCUACUCUAUCCCCCUGGAUAUCAUGCAAGGAACGGGCGAGGAGCUCUUUGAUCACAUUGUCCACUGCAUCUCAGACUUCUUGGAGUACAUGGGGAUGAAGGGGGUGUCACUGCCUCUUGGAUUCACCUUUUCUUUCCCUUGUUAUCAGAACAGUCUGGAUGAGGGGAUACUUGUGACCUGGACUAAAGGUUUCAAAGCUAGUGGUUGUGAAGGAGAAGAUGUGGUGGGAUUGCUGAAAGACGCAAUUCAUAGGAGAGAGGAAUUUGACCUGGAUGUGGUAGCUGUUGUGAAUGACACUGUAGGGACCAUGAUGACCUGUGGCUAUGAAGACCCAUUUUGUGAAGUUGGACUCAUAGUUGGAACGGGCAGCAAUGCCUGCUACAUGGAGGAGAUGAAGAAUGUGGAGGUGGUGGAAGGAGAUGAGGGCAGGAUGUGCAUCAACAUGGAGUGGGGUGCCUUUGGUGACAAUGGCUGCCUGGAUGACGUCCGGACUGAGUUUGAUGUUCUGGUGGAUGAACAUUCCCUCAACCCUGGGAAACAAAGGUUUGAGAAGAUGAUCAGCGGGAUGUAUCUGGGCGAGAUUGUUCGGAACAUCCUGAUCCAUUUCACCAAACGAGGGCUGCUCUUCCGUGGGCAGAUUUCCGAGCGGCUAAAGACGAGGGGCAUCUUUGAGACCAAGUUCCUGUCACAGAUUGAAAGUGAUCGCCUAGCCCUGCUCCAGGUCCGUUCCAUCCUCCAGCACCUUGGCCUAGAAAGCACAUGUGACGACAGCAUUAUCGUGAAGGAAGUGUGCACAGUGAUUGCCCGGCGCGCUGCCCAACUUUGUGGGGCAGGGAUGGCAGCCGUGGUGGACAAAAUCCGAGAGAACCGUGGGCUGGACUUCCUUAAAGUCACAGUUGGCGUGGAUGGGACCCUCUACAAACUUCAUCCACACUUCUCAUCAGUAAUGCAUGAGACGGUGAAGCAGCUCUCUCCAAAGUGCGAGGUAACCUUCCUCCAGUCAGAAGACGGCAGUGGCAAGGGUGCGGCACUCAUCACCGCUGUGGCAUGCCGAAUCCGGGAGGCCGGUCAGCACUAACCAUCUGGGGGCCAGAGAGCCGGGUUCCAACAUGGCGGAUGCCCUUCGUUCACCCCUGGCUCCCCUCACCACCAGAGGCGACUCCUUGCUUGGCUUCUGCUCUGCAGACACCACCCCUCAGGCUCCAGGCUCUUGUGUCUCUUGUUUAAAAGUAUUCCUUGAGCUCUUCUGCAUGCCGUAUGAGCACAUAUCAAGUAGAGCAUAAAUGGUGUUUGGGCAUCUCCCUCCAAUCCCAAACCAACCUCUCUUAUGCAGAGUUUGCAUUGGAUGUCACCCGUCACCAUCCCUAUCCGGGUCUUCCAUAGAAGUGGCAGGCAGUGAAGCAACGAUAUUGCCACUUUGCAUCGACUGGUACUGAUCUUAUAUCCAAGUUUUGACUUUGGCACAGUGGAAAAUGUGAAUUAACAACAACAACAACAAAAAGUAAAAAGGAAGCCAAAGCUUCCCAAGACUGUGUUGAAGGAUCAAACGGCUGUUGUUUCUGUGAAAGUCAUGGUACCUUUUUUUUAAAAAAGGUGACAGGUUGUAAUUGAUUUUAUGGUAAAAAUGUUUAUUGGAGGAUACAAGUAUCUGUACAGGGAGAGUGUCAUAUGCUGCUGUUUGAAAGUAUCUGUCCAAUUGUGUUAAAGGGGGCAUUUUUAAUCCAAAUGGUAGAGCACGUGCCUGGAAAUAUUUGAGGACCCUCUUCCAGCUUGUCCUUUCCUUUUUAGAUUUAAACCUAACCCACAGGUGCCAUACAGGUGCCUGUAGGUGCCCGUUUGGAACCUGCUGCUGCUUCUGUACAUAGAACCCUCCUCCACCACUAAGCAGAGGUCCUUUCCCUUUCCACAAGAUCCGCAUCUUUAAUAUGGAGUGAGGGUUAGCUUUUUUCUGUCUGUGAAAUAGCAUUCUCAUCUUACCUCACACGUGGCAUGACACUCUAGAACCAGUUUCUCAAAAACUGUGGUUUUUCCCCUCUCACCCACGUGUAUAGUUUCAGAGAGAGAAAAGCAGGGAUUCUGUGUGUGAUGUUGUCAGGUUUUUGUGCGUGUGUGAGGGAAGAGAGCCGAAUACGUUGCAGAAUAAAUGUUUAUAAGGGGUGGAACUAGAGACUGGAAUUAGGUGUAACGUUUUUGAGGAUAAAUAUUCGUCAGUAAUUUUUGGGACCCCUUUAAGGAAACUGGAAACGCUUUUUGGUCUAAAUAACGCCACCAAAUGGUUGUUUCUGCUGCUUGAAGUUGCUGUUUCCCACUGUGCAGUCAUCUAAAUGUGCACUGCAACCUUUGUUCCAGUGCACAAGCAUAACGAAUGGUGAUUGUGCCACACUGGGAUCCUGGGAUAAGUCUUCUAAUCACCCAUGGAAGUUGUGUUAUCAUAAUUGGGAUGGGAUAAGGCCCUAAUAUGUAUUACAUUUAUGCAUUUUGGGAGGAUAUCCUUCUGAGCCUUGUUCCCACCCCAAAGGGAUAACUAUUUGUGCUUACAUGUCUCUCCCCCCCCCCCGCCCCAUCUUUCACUAUUGACCAUAUUUAUUUUCUGUUCAACAUGAAUGUUGAUUUCUGGUUUCCACAGGAAUAAGGUGUUCUUUUUGCAGCCUCAAAUCUUACAAAAUUUUAGAAAUGAACACAAUCUCUAAGUCUGAGACCCACUAAAGACCUCAGUGACAGAAUUUAGCUUGUAAUUGUGGGAUGGAAGUCCUUCAGUGACAAAAAAAGAAAGGCUGUGUGUUUGUAUUAUGUGUGUUCCAAACUUCAUUUUGAAUCGUUUUGAAAUCUUUCUUAAAGGUAUGUUCAAAGAUCAUUGCUAAGCCAUUCUGUGUGGCUUCCGAUUUCUCAUCAAUUAGUUCAGUUGUUACGGGAAAGAGGAAGUGGAUCAUGGCCUUUGUGCAGCCGUGAGAAAAAGGUUCUCAACCAGGAAACCUCUAAUUAAAUAGAAAAUAUUUUUGGUAUCUGUUUGAGCACAAGGUUGUGUAUGCCCUGUCAAGGUACCUGAGCAAUCCUUGGCUGAGCUGUCAGUUUGAACAGAGAAUUCUUUCCUCUAUUUUUUUAUGGGUAUGUAUAUAUUUAUAUGGCUUGGAAUAACUAAAGUACCAAAAGAAUCUUUCCAGUCUGUUGGCGGUACAGAUUCAGAUUUAAAGCAUUUUUUUUCUUCUCUCUCUCUCAUUUUUUAAUUUUAAAUGUUUGCAUAUUUUAUAAAAAGCUUCAGAGUUGCAAUAAAGAUGAAAAAUUAUGCAUUUCAAAACAGUGAAAUGGGAAUCUGAUGUAGGACAAACAUCAAGAUUAUUUUUUUUAUAAAGAAGAAAUUGACUAAUCCCAUACUAAACAGUUUUGUGUAACAAUUUACUGAAAAUAGCUUGUAUCUGCGGAACUGAGAGAAGCACAAAUGUCUGAUCUAUUGUAUUCUGGAGAGAGCAAAGAUAAGUAUUUUUUUAAACUUGAAUAUCAAGGGGCUGCCAGACUGUACCUCGUCCUGAAAUGCAUUGUAUUUCACCAACAGUGAACGCUAGUGAAUAGCAAAUUUUAUUUUUAUAGUGACUGUUUAUUAAAGGGAAAAAAGAGAAUAAUAAAGUAAGUUUUG